Messenger RNA from Daucus carota subsp. sativus, 1331 nucleotides. RefSeq names its product iron-sulfur cluster co-chaperone protein HscB homolog. NCBI's taxonomy places the organism in Eukaryota, Viridiplantae, Streptophyta, Magnoliopsida, Apiales, Apiaceae. Gene Ontology annotation, molecular function: ATPase activator activity; protein-folding chaperone binding. The record is from RefSeq and is a predicted model, not a curated record. Gene Ontology annotation, biological process: protein complex oligomerization; [2Fe-2S] cluster assembly. The transcript has 6 exons. The coding region runs from base 96 to 884 and encodes 262 amino acids.
UACAGCGUUAUUCCAAAGCUACGCUAAACAGCCUCCCUGAAAGUAGCACACCCUUCACAGUUCACAGCUCGGGAGUCUGGGACAUCUCUGGAAACAUGUGGAGAAAAUCAGCGGCAGUUCUCUCAAUCACGCGCCGCCAUCUUCUUUCAACCCGCACCAACACACCACCCUCUCGAACCCUCACUCUAUUCUCCUAUUUCCACACCACACCAGAACAACCUAGGGUUUACAACACACUAACAUUUCAAUCACCCGCCACCGCGCGAUUUUCCCGGCGAAAUAUCAGCUCCGAUUCUCGCGACAUUCUCAAUUGCUGGAAUUGCAAUGCCGUCGCCGCAAGCACCACUCCUUUCCUGUUCUGUCAAUCGUGUCGCGCCGUGCAGCCCGUUGAUCAUUCCAUCGAUUACUUCCAGAUUUUCUCGCUGGAGAAGAGAUUUGAUAUUGAUGAUGAGAAUUUAGAGCGUAAGUAUAAAGACUGGCAGAAGAAGCUGCAUCCUGAUUUAGUUCAUUCUAAGUCCAAGGAGGAACGGGAGUAUGCUGCUGAACAGUCUGCUCGGGUAAUUGAUGCCUAUCGCACACUAACUGAUGCAUUGGCGCGGGCAAUGUACAUUAUGAGACUUGCAGGCGUUGAAGUAGAUGAAGAGCAAACUGUUUCAGAAUCUGAAUUGUUAUGUGAGAUUAUGGAAAUAAGAGAGGCUGUUGAAGAAGCUGCAGACCCACAGGCAUUGAAUGAGAUCAAAGCACAGAUGCAACAGAAAUUAAGGGUCUGGGGUGAGUCCUUUGCAAAUGCAUUUCAAAAUAAAAAUUAUGUAGAAGCUCAAAAGUCCAUUCAGAGGAUGACAUACUACAAGCGAGUAAAUGAAGAGAUUGUUAAGAAGCUCUAGUUGCAGGUGACGGCAUCUAACUCCUAGUCAACUGAGUGGAUUGGGACAACGGCUUCUUAUUACAGCUUAACUUUAAAGUUUAAAUAGCCAUGUUGGUUAAUGGUUACUAUCCAGGCACAGUCUAGUGCUCGUGCAGAAGGAUUGGCUUGGAUAAAGGGUGGUUUUAGAAAGAGCUAAUGUAUGCCAGAUCUGGAUUGAAAAUUUUGACGGCAGUUCACGGUUGACAAGUUUUUAAAUUAUAAAAUAAGGUAGCUAGUAUUUCUUGUAUUAUGCAAGUUACAGUAGUUUUGAGAUACAUAUAGGUUUUUUAUUUUUUGAAGAUUACUACUUAAUAACAAAUCCCGCAAGCAUUAUUUUAGUGCUCCAUUGUAUCUGCAUUUGAAGCAGAAUAUGAAACACACUCUGGUACUGCAUUAAAUUUUAUCCUAUAUAAAUUCAUCUUGGAAU